Tribolium castaneum (red flour beetle) is the source of this 1221-nucleotide messenger RNA. RefSeq names its product protein lifeguard 4. Bases 214 to 966 code for a protein of 250 amino acids. Gene Ontology annotation, biological process: negative regulation of apoptotic process. The transcript is spliced from 5 exons. The record is from RefSeq and is a predicted model, not a curated record. Lineage: Eukaryota; Metazoa; Arthropoda; Insecta; Coleoptera; Tenebrionidae.
CUUCUACACAAUUUUGACAGUCAGCUGUUGUCAUCAGUGUUGUCAAAGCUGUUCAAAACAUUUAUUAAUUUCCCGUGUUUUAUAAUUAAUAAGAAUUCUAGUGAGUGUGUGCAGGGGAAGGUCAGUGUCCGCUUACAACCCCCUACCAUUGACGCAACCCAAUCAAUCGAAUUAAACCCAAACAUAAAUAAUUUUCUGACCACAAAUUGCACAAUGUCAUCGACGGUUCCUCUCAUCCUGGAGGAAGACUGCGAACGGGGGGGCAAAGACUUCGACGAAGAAGGCAUCGAAAAUGACUUCGCUUACCGCAACAAUGUCAUGCAAGCCUCCAAGACCAUCCGUCUGGGCUUCAUUCGCAAAGUUUACGGAUUACUUAGCAUGCAGUUGCUCCUAACUAUCGUGGUAGCGUCGAUUUUCAUGUUCACGCCACAGAUUAAGACUUUCGUCCACGAAAAUGACUGGAUGCUGUUGGUCUCAUUCAUUCCUAGUAUUUUUCUACUUAUUGCCCUCAUUAUCAAAAGGCGGGACACCCCAGCUAAUUUGAUCCUUCUCGCGGCUUUUACAGUGGUUGAGGCCUACACUGUUGGGGUUAUUUUGACUUACUACUCCCAAGCAGUGGUGCUUCAAGCCCUUCUCCUGACCCUGGUCAUAGUGGGAAGCUUGACCUUUUACACUUUCCAGACAAAACGCGACUUCUCAGCCAUGUAUUCAGGUCUAUUCGCAGGUCUGGGCAUUUUGAUUGUUGGUGGAUUUUUACAAAUCUUUUUCCACUCAAGCACUUUCGAAAUUGUAAUCUCCUUAGGGGGCGCAUUCUUAUUCUGCCUCUUUAUUAUUUUUGAUACACAAAUGAUGAUGCAAACUUUAUCAGCUGAAGAGUACAUUCUGGCCACUAUCAAUCUAUAUCUCGACAUAAUCAAUUUGUUUCUGUACAUUUUGCGUAUUUUGCAGGCAAUGAACCGGCAGUAAUGCUUUUCAUGUACUUUUUAUUAUCCAGAUUAAAGCAAAAUUGUUGUUCUUUAUGCACAGUUUUAUGUUCCAAGAAUAGUGAGUCAUUGUUCCUGAAGGAGUACUACAAUCGCUUGACUUGCACAUUAACAAAUUGUGAUAUGUAUACAUUUUAUUGAGUUCACUAAAAUAAUAUGAAAGUCGUUAAAAUUUUUUUUGUCGACACUUUCAUAUGUUGUAUAAAAAAAUUUAUAAUAAUAAAAAAUAUUAUUUUUA